AUGCAGCCGGCUGAGUUCCUCACAGCUCGGACGUGUUUGACCAGAGCUGUGUUCAAAACUGGACCUAGAUGGUCAGGGUCGCGCGUUUUGUCUGAUAGCUUGCCCUGCCAUUCAAUAUCGAACUGUCUGCAGCGCAGGAGAUUAUCCCACCAAGCCUUGUCAUCAUGUCCGAAGGGCAGAGAUUACCAAAACCACAGGACCACGCCGCUCAGAAAGAAAUAUAGCACUCAAUGCAACAGCUCUCCUGUAGCUCGGGCACGCAGCUUCGGAACAAGCUGGUCUAUUGCAGGUCUCUCCGCGGCAUUUGCCGUUACCGCCGUAGCGGUAGCAUUACAUGAAGACAAAUCCGAGUUAUAUGUGGAAGCACCCCUCGAUCGCAGAUUUGAUAGCAGAGAAGACGGCAAAAAAGUUUGGCGUCUGGACGAAAUUCGUCAACAUGGCCCAGACGCUGAACGGCCGUGGAUAAUCAAGGGAACUGGGGUUUACGACAUCACCGAUUGGAUUAGCUGUCACCCUGGGGGAAAGAUCAUCCUACGCGCGGCGGGAUCAGCUGUCGAGCCCUACUGGGACAUCUUCACCAUCCAUAAGAGGGAAGAUGUAUACCAGAUUCUGGAGCAGUACCGCAUUGGCGACGUGGACCCGCGUGACCUUAUUGACGGACAGGUACCGCGUGACUCCAUUGUCGAUCCGUUUCGAGAUGAUCCUCAGCGCCACCCUGGCCUGGUUGUUUUGACUGCGCGGCCAUGCAACGCGGAGACACCGCCAUCCGCAUUAUCAUCUUUCAUCACGCAGACACCCUUGUUCUAUGUUCGGCACCACUUCUGGGUCCCUCAGAUCGAUGAAUCGUCGUGGCAAAUCACCAUUGAUCUCGGCGAUGGCUCCGACGCAAAAACAUACACUCUCAAUGACCUGCGGACCAAAUUUCCGCAACACUCCAUCACAGCCGUGGUCCAAUGCUCUGGCAACAGACGCACUCAUAUGUCUGCAGGUUCGGGCCGUGAGGCGAGCGGCCUGAAGUGGGACGUUGGUGCCAUUAGCAACGCCCAAUGGCGUGGCCCUCUCCUGCGUGACGUCCUCCGAGACGCGGGACUUGACCUAGAGCGAUUUCCAGAAGAUCUGCAACAUGCACAUUUCACCAGUGAAGAUUCGUAUGGCGCAUCCAUACCACUGGAUAAAGCCAUCGAUCCACGCGGAGACGUGAUUCUUGCCUGUGAGAUGAACAAAGAGGUCCUGCCUCCGGAUCACGGAUACCCAGUUCGAGUAAUUGUUCCCGGCAGCACAGGUGCACGGAGUGUCAAAUGGGUUAACCAAAUUACGCUCUCGAACGAGGAGAGCCCGUCACAAUGGCAACAGCGAGACUACAAAUGUUUCGGUCCGAAUGAAUUGCGCGAAAAAGUUAAUUGGAACAAGGCCCCCGCUAUUCAAGAAACACCAGUGCAAUCAGCGAUCACGGCGAUCCGACAUGAACCCGAUUCAAUGGUUGUGGAGGGCUACGCAUUUUCUGGAGGCGGUCGGAGGAUCAUCCGAGUCGACGUCAGCGUGGACAAUGGCCAAACUUGGCAACAAGCUCAGAUUGAGCCCCAUGAGCAGGGAGGACACAAAGCAUGGAGCUGGUCGUUAUGGAAUUAUCGUUGUCCCCCCCCCACUGGCAGGCAAUUUUGUCAUCGUCAAGGCCGUUGA
This is a messenger RNA of Penicillium lagena, 1680 nucleotides long. RefSeq lists its product as uncharacterized. Gene Ontology annotation, molecular function: molybdenum ion binding; oxidoreductase activity. Gene Ontology annotation, cellular component: mitochondrion. Lineage: Eukaryota; Fungi; Ascomycota; Eurotiomycetes; Eurotiales; Aspergillaceae. The transcript has a single exon. Bases 1 to 1680 code for a protein of 559 amino acids. The record is from RefSeq and is a predicted model, not a curated record.